AUGUCCCUCACCCAAAGACCAACGUUCAGCGUGGCUGCCAAAAAAACUUUACAGAAAAUUGCUAUCGAAGAGGCGAUUUCUACCCACGUUUUCAAUGCCACAGCCACACUGCCACCUGUUGACAGCACGGGCGAGCUCCCUUACGUUGAGAGCAACUACGUUGCUGACGUGAAAGACCGGCUCACCAAUGUUGAGGCUCGUGUGAAAGCUAUGGACGAAGCCGGUGUGGCUCUCACCGUGGUCUCCUUGACCAUGCCCGGGAUUGAAGGAAUCUUUGAUACAGCGCAGGACCCCGUGGAAGCCGAACGUUGCGUCAAGGACCUUGGAUUUGUUGGCAUCUUGAUCAAUGGAUUCUCCAAUGUUGGAAGCGCCGAUCAGGUGCAAUAUCUGGACGAGCCGCAAUGCGCUCCAUUCUGGGCUAAAAUGGCCGAGCUCGAUGUGCCGCUCUAUAUGCACCCCCGAAUCCCCUCCCCAAGCCAGAUGCGUGCCUACAAGGGAUAUGAAUUCCUAGGCGGUAGUCCAUGGGGCUUUGGAACCGAAACUGCCACACAUGCAAUUCGUUUGAUGAUUUCGGUAUUGUUCGAUAAGCACCCUAACUUGCGCAUUAUUCUCGGACACUGCGGCGAGGGGAUUCCUUUCUCGAUCAAUCGCAUCGAUCAUAGACUGAGGCACUUCCAACCGCACCACACUCCCUGCCAGUUGCGGCUGCAGGAUUAUUGGGAGAAGAAUUUCUAUAUCACUACGGCAGGAGUCAUGGAUGAUGGUACUUUCUUUAAUACGUUAAAGUCGUGCGGGGAGGACAGACUUUUGUGGAGUGUUGAAUACCCCUACGAGGAUUACAAUGAGAUUGGCUCAUGGUUCGAUAAUCUGGAUUUGAACACCAAUUCGAGGGCCAAGAUUGGCUGGGAAAAUGCACGAAGAAUACUGAAGUUAGACUAA
Molecule: messenger RNA, 939 nt
Organism: Penicillium antarcticum
Lineage: Eukaryota; Fungi; Ascomycota; Eurotiomycetes; Eurotiales; Aspergillaceae
Product: amidohydrolase family protein
Exons: 3
Coding region: 1-939 (312 amino acids)
Biological process (GO): secondary metabolic process
Cellular component (GO): cytoplasm; cytosol
Molecular function (GO): carboxy-lyase activity; hydrolase activity
Source: RefSeq, a predicted model, not a curated record